AAAAGCGAAAGAAUGAAAGCCAACGACGCUCGAAUACCUCCUGAAUUUCCCCACCGGAGGCUUGCAACACUCAAAAGAUCCCGCUACUAAAAGAACCCAAGCGCUCUCCGCCUUUUCUAAAUCUCCCGGAAAAACAAAUAUUAAUCGGAAAAGAUGAGUACUAUGAAGUUUUGCCGCGAAUGUAACAAUAUCCUCUACCCGAAGGAAGACAGGGACCAGAAGAUUCUCCUCUACGCUUGCCGCAACUGCGAUCACCAGGAGGUGGCUGAAAACAACUGUGUGUAUAGAAAUGAAGUGCAUCACUCUGCAGGUGAACGCACUCAAGUAUUGCAGGAUGUGGCUGCUGAUCCAACUCUUCCCCGGACUAAAGCCGUUAUUUGCGCCAAUUGUAAACACGGAGAGGCUGUGUUCUUCCAGGCAACUGCUAGAGGGGAGGAAGGUAUGACACUGUUUUUUGUCUGCUGUAAUCCGAACUGUGGACAUCGGUGGAGAGAUUGAGGUUGAGGUGUAGGUGGUCUCAUAAGUUGAUGAUCAGAGCUGCUUGAUGUGAUCUUCUUUUGAAAAACUAUUUUUACCAAGACUUUUGUGUUAAUGUUGUUUGAGGAGUCUUAGUGACACUCGUUGCUCAAACUGACCUUAUAAAAGAUCUCAAAAUCUAUCGUUCUCCCUCACAA
This is a messenger RNA of Hibiscus syriacus, 674 nucleotides long. Its product is annotated as DNA-directed RNA polymerases II, IV and V subunit 9A. Gene Ontology annotation, biological process: DNA-templated transcription; transcription-coupled nucleotide-excision repair; maintenance of transcriptional fidelity during transcription elongation by RNA polymerase II. NCBI's taxonomy places the organism in Eukaryota, Viridiplantae, Streptophyta, Magnoliopsida, Malvales, Malvaceae. The transcript has 4 exons. Gene Ontology annotation, molecular function: nucleic acid binding; DNA-directed RNA polymerase activity; zinc ion binding. Gene Ontology annotation, cellular component: RNA polymerase II, core complex. Bases 154 to 498 code for a protein of 114 amino acids. The record is from RefSeq and is a predicted model, not a curated record.